AUGGUCAAGACAAUUCGGUUGCAUGGGUUUUCCUCCAUCGAGUCUCCAGAAGCGGUGACAGAAUUUCUUGAGGAAUAUACUGGGAAAGCAACUGUUUCUGAUGUCCAGAUUCUUCCGCCUAAAGAUGGAAAAUCAAGAGCAUCUGCCAUAGUUGAAUUCACACAUGCAGAAUAUGCUGACGUGAUAAUUCCAUUAGCCAAUGAUCGACUUCUGUGGUACGGGGGUUCUUAUCUGAAAGCUAGAAAGCAGAAGCUUGAAAACUUUGAACAUAACAUGGAACUUGUGAAGCUGCACUCGGGCUUCCUGACUUCUGAGGAACAGUUUUCUGUGCUUUGGACAACAUCGUAUGUUUCAGUGAAAUUCGGGACAGCAUUUAAGAAUAUCUACCUAUUGUUUUCUUUUGAUGAUGUUGAACACAAGCUAGAGAUCUCCUCUGAAAGUAUUAGCCAGAUUGAGCUAAAUCAUCCACGGGGCCAAUUUCCAAAAUUUCUUCUAAUCCAGUUACUUGGUGCCCCUCGGAUUUUCAAGAAAGAUUCUCAAAAUCGCUGGGUUCGAGAAGUUGAUUUCACUCCUUCAUGCUGCAUUGGGCAAUCUUCUGCUGUAUGCUUGGAACUUCCACCUAGGUGUGAGCUUCCAAAUCUGCGCAAGUGUUUUGUUGAUUAUAAAGAAAAUGAAGGACGGUUCAUCCUGGAGGAAGGCAACACUUUCUCCUGUAAUUCAGAUCUUGUUCCUAUUGUAGGUCCACCCAUGGGCAUUAACUUGCCAUACAAAAUCCUGUUUAAGAUAAAUUCCUUGGUUCAGCAUGGAUGUGUUCCUGGGAAAGCACUUGAUGUCAAUUUUUAUAAGCUAGUUGAUCCUAGUAGAAUAAGAAUUGAAUACAUAGAGUGUGCCCUGGACAAGCUGUUUCGGUUAAAAGGGUGCUGCUAUGAGCCUGUGAGUUGGCUUACUGAGCAGUACAGAGAGUACAUGGCAUGCAAGCGAAUUCCUCAGUCGCCUGCUAUUUCUUUAGAUGAUGGGAUGGUCUAUGUGCACAGGGUUCAAGUAACACCGACUAAAGUUUAUUUCUGUGGUCCAGAGGCCAAUCUAUCCAACCGUGUUUUACGAAAUUAUUCUGAACAUGUUGAUAAUUUUCUUCGUGUUUCUUUCGUGGAUGAGGACAUGGGUCUGAUACAUUCAGGAGCUUUAUGCCCGCUUACGAAUUGUACAACUUCUACAGAAGAGGAAAGGAGAACUGGCGUUUAUGACAGGAUACUUUCUACUCUAAGAAAUGGCAUAGUCAUUGGUCAAAAGAAGUUUGAGUUUCUUGCCCAUUCGGCGAGUCAACUGCGAGAGCAUUCUGUGUGGAUGUUUGCAUCAACAAGUGAGGUGACUGCACAAGACAUCAGAAACUGGAUGGGAGAUUUUAGUGACAUCAGAAAUGCGUCAAAAUAUGCUGCCAGGUUAGGUCAGGCUUUCAGCUCUUCCUGGAAGACUUUUGAUGUUGAUAGGGAUGAAAUCGAACUCAUUCCCGAUGUCGAAAUUGAAAGAGGUGGAGUCAAAUAUUGUUUCUCUGAUGGAAUUGGGAAGAUAUCUGCUGAGUUUGCUGGAAGAGUGGCAAUCAAGUGCGGCAAAAGUACAACUCCAUCUGCCUUUCAAAUUCGAUACGGCGGCUAUAAAGGUGUUGUGGCAGUUGAUCCUACAUUGUCAAAGAAGUUGGCGCUGCGAGAUAGCAUGUGCAAGUACCAAUCCAACAACGCAACACUCGAUGUUCUGGCAUGGAGCAGGUACCAAGCUUGUUUCCUUAACCGUCAAGUGAUCACCAUUCUGUCCACCCUCGGAGUCCCCAAUCAUGUUUUUGUGAAAAAGCAAAAACAGGCUUUGAAACAGCUGGAAGGUGUUUUGGCUGACCCGUUAAGAGCGCAGGAAGCACUUGAAAUCAUAUUCCAGGGAGUCUUCACCAACGCUUUGAAGGAAAUGCUUGUGUGUGGUUAUAAGCCAGAUGCAGAACCAUUUCUGUCAUUGAUGCUACAAGCAUUCUGUGCGUCCAAGCUUGUAGAACUGCGGAGCAAGACACGGAUAUUUGUUCCAGAUGGAAGAUCCUUGAUGGGAUGUCUAGAUGAAACCCGGACAUUGGAAUAUGGUCAAGUAUAUGUGCAAUGUUCUCGCCGGAAGAUCUUUGGUUGCAAUAGGAGCGAUACUUCAAGUGAUGACAAUUUUAUUGUUAGGGGAAAAGUAGUGGUAGCCAAAAACCCCUGUUUACACCCAGGGGAUGUUCGCGUUCUUGAGGCUGUGAACGUGCCGGCAUUGCACCACAUGGUGGAUUGUGUAGUUUUCCCGCAGAAAGGAAAGAGACCUCAUCCCAAUGAAUGCUCGGGAAGUGAUUUAGAUGGAGAUUUUUACUUUGUCAGUUGGGACCCUGAUCUAAUUCCUCCUCUGCAAGUUCCACCCAUGAAUUAUACCCCAGCAGAGACUAUUAAAUUGGAUCAUGAUGUGACAAUGGAGGAGGUUGAGGAAUCCUUUACCAACUUCAUAGUUAACGACAACUUGGGGAUAAUUUGUAAUGCGCAUAUUGUCUUUGCAGAUAGAGAGCACUGGAAGGCUAGCAGUACUUCAUGUAUCGAGCUCGCCCAUCUCAACUCGCAUGCUGUCGACUCUCCGAAAACUGGUGUGGUAGUGAAAGUGCCAAGCCACCUUCGUGUCCAUGAAUUCCCUGAUUUUAUGGAAAAGGUUGACAAACCCACCUACGAGUCCAAGCGUGUGAUUGGGCAGCUUUUCCGACGGGUGAAAGAUCUUGAGCUUGCAUCAGAUUCGCCUUCAAACUCGGCCACGAUUAAAGCCUUCACUAUGGAAGUGGCUUUGAAGUUCUAUGACCCUGACAUGGAGGUAGAUGGAUUUGAAAACUACGUCAAAGAUGCCAUCAAUUACAAAAGGGAAUAUGACUACAAGCUUGGAAACCUGAUAGAUGACUACGGUUUCAAAACUGAAGCCGAAAUACUAACUGGGAGCAUCACUGCAGUAUCAAAAAGAUUCAAUGGGGAAAACGACUUGGAGUCAAUUCAUUACGCUCUAAAGGCAUUGAAAAGGGAAGCUAGGAACUGGUUUGAUGAGAAGCUGGGAAGUGAUAUGCAGUCCGAUACGAACCCUGAUAUCAAUGAUGAACAUGCAGCAAAAGCAUCGGCUUGGUAUCAUGUUACAUAUCAUCCUCGUUACUGGGGUUGCGGCAACAAGGGAAUGGAAAGAGAUCAUUUCCUAAGCUUUCCAUGGUGUGUGUUUGACAAGCUCGUCCAGAUCAAGAGGAGCAAGACACGUAUGAGAAAUUCUCUACUUAAUCAUGCCAUGGAAAGUUAUUUCAAGUCUUUGAAUCUCAAAUACUAA
Prunus mume (Japanese apricot) is the source of this 3354-nucleotide messenger RNA. Lineage: Eukaryota; Viridiplantae; Streptophyta; Magnoliopsida; Rosales; Rosaceae. The record is from RefSeq and is a predicted model, not a curated record.